This is a messenger RNA of Carcharodon carcharias (great white shark), 6478 nucleotides long. It is a transcript of the gene fhip2a, whose product is annotated as FHF complex subunit HOOK interacting protein 2. Lineage: Eukaryota; Metazoa; Chordata; Chondrichthyes; Lamniformes; Lamnidae. Bases 432 to 2594 code for a protein of 720 amino acids. The record is from RefSeq and is a predicted model, not a curated record. The transcript has 18 exons.
CUGUCCGAGUCUCCGUCUGCCGUCGUCCGUUUAAUUUAAUUGGAUUUUUUUUUACGGUGUAUUAUUUCAUUGUGUGUGAGUCGGGGGGGGGGGGGCCGCAUGAACAGCCAGGCUGGAUCGAACCAGGAAGAAGAUUGAGGAAUCCAAGGAGAAGAUCCGCCGGGAGAUCCGCGAGUCCAAGGCCAAGAUGUUCACCAAAUUCACCAACAUCCUGCAGCAGGCGGUGGAGGCGGUUAAUACAGAGAAAUACCAACAUACUGCCUGCAGGAACAGUUUCAUUGGGCUGGCAAUCGGGCUGCGAGUUGGCUCCUUCCCUUCCACUGCAAGAAGACUUUGUGUUUCACUGGAAGGCCAUUACCCAUUAUUACAUUAACACAUCAGAUGAUAAAGCUCCAGUAACAGAUACAAACAUCCCAUCACACCUGGAUCAGAUGCUGGAUAUUUUGGUUCAGGAGGAACAUGAAAGGGAAUCUGGGGAGACAGGGCCAUGCAUGGAGUACUUACUGCAUCACAAGAUUUUGGAGACUCUGUACACAUUGGGAAAAGCUGAUUGCCCGCCAGGAAUGAAGCAACAGGUCCUGAUUUUCUAUACAAAAUUACUAGGAAGGAUCAAACAACCCCUGCUGCCACACAUAAAUGUCCACAGACCUGUCCAGAAAUUAAUUCGACUUUGUGGUGAAGUUCUUGCUGCCCCAACAGAAAAUGAAGAAAUACAAUUUCUCUGUAUAGUCUGUGCAAAAUUGAAGCAAGAUCCCUAUUUGGUCAACUUUUUUCUCGAGAACAAAUCUCCAAGAGCUAUAGGAGGUGCCAGCUCACAGAAAACAGAAGCAGACAGUUCAGACAAAACAGUCAUGUCGGAAGACAUAUCAUCAGAGAAUGAACAUGCCCAAUCUUCUGACGCCAACACAAAGACAGAACUUUUCAAUGCCAGCUGUAAAGCUGUAAUCAGCCCAUUGGACAGCAGCAGCGAGUCAUCUCAAAACAGUACUGAUCUAUCUGCAUCAUUAAAUGCCAUGACCCUUUCCCCACAAACAGCCACUGCAAGGUCCUCUGAUCAUUGUCAAAAUCAAGAUUACAAUCUAGUGAAUUCAUUAAUAAACCUCAGUAAAAGCCCGGAUGGUCGAAUUGUUGUUAAAGCAUCUGAAGGUCUAAUGCUGCUAGUUAGUUUGCCAGAGCCAGCAGCUGCAAAGUGCCUGACUGACAACACUUCUCUAUGCCAAUUGCUUACAGAAAGACUGGGCACGCUUUAUAGAGCACUCCCGCAGUCGAUAGACCCAAUGGAUAUUGAAUCUUUGGAGUCGGUCAACUGGGGUUUAGAUUCUUAUAGCCAUAAAGAAGAUGCCACAGCUUUUCCAGGAAAGCGUGCUCUCAUCUCUUUCCUAUCUUGGCUGGAUUACUGUGACCAGCUAAUUAAAGAAGCCCACAAGCUCACUGCAGUUGCCUUGGCAAGAGCUAUUCGAGAGAGAUUCUUUGUUCUAGUUAUGGAACCACAAUUACUUCAGACAUCAGAGAUUGGUAUUUUGACCUCAAUAUCGCUGCUAAAUCGCAUCAUCCGUCAGAUCAUGUCGAAUGCAAUGCUACAAGAGUUAGUUUUCUUCCUCUUAGGAGAACAAAGACAGCCUGAAACAGCUGGAGACAAUAAGCAUCAUCUGCGAAAUCGACUUAUAGAACACUGUGACCAUCUUUCAGAUGAGAUCAGUAUAAUGACACUGAGAAUGUUUGAGCAUCUAUUGCAAAAGCCAAAUGAGCACAUUAUUUACAGCGUGGUCCUAAGGAAUUUGGAGGAACGGAACUACGUUGAGAAUAAACCAGCUUGCCAAGAGGACAAGGAUAUAGUUGAAAAUGGACAGAUAGCAGGAGCAGUAGACUUGGAGGAAGAUCCACUUUUCACUGAUUUGUCACCUGAUAACAGACUUCUGGGAUCCAAUUGGCUGACUGCUUCCCCACCUCCAACACCAGACCACACAAAAUGUGAUGGGAAAACAGAAGUUCAUAAAAUUGUUAAUAGUUUCCUAUGUCUUGUUCCUGAUGAAGCAAAAUCAUCUUACUAUGUAGAAGGCACAGGAUACGAUACCUACCUCAGAGAUGCACAUAGGCAGUUCCGAGAUUGUUGUGGUAACUGUAUGAGGUGGGACUGGCCAGCGAUACCUAAACCUUUGGAGAAAUGCAAUCUGGAAUCUCCUUUCUUUGAGGGACAUUUUCUAAAAGUUCUGUUUGAUCGAAUGGGCAGAAUCCUUGAUCAGCCAUAUGAUGUGAAUUUGCAAGUGACAUCUGUUCUGUCAAAGUUAUCUUUAUUUCCCCAUCCCCACUUACAUGAAUACUUACUGGAUCCUUACAUUAAUCUGGCUCCUAACUGCCGGUCUUUGUUUUCCGUUAUUGUAAGGGUGGUUGGAGAUUUAAUGUUGAGAAUACAACGUAUCCCAGACUUCACACCAAAGCUUUUGCUAAUCCGAAAACGUUUGCUGGGUUUUGAGCCAGAUGGACCUAUCAUUGACCAUAUGACGUUGCUGGAAGGUGUAAUUGUAUUGGAAGAGUUCUGUAAGGAAUUAGCAGCAAUAGCUUUUGUUAAAUUCCAUGCUUCUACCACACCCUAAUUAUUGGCUGGAUUCCACACAGAAGCAUCCCAUCAGCACUUCAGUUUUACAAGUCAGCUUCAUGGAAAUGUUUGGAACAACAAAGCCAGCUGUGACUGCUAACUGUAGUAUGCUGCGCGUCAGUGUCUUGGAUAUGGAUAGAAAAAAGGGAAAUACGUGCAAAAGUGGAGCAACUAAUGCAGUUGUCUGUAAAGAUGGGAAAACAUGUCAAGAAGACUAUGAAUACUUUCAUUGACAUUAAUAUUGGAAGGGUGUUUUUCAAAUAACAAGUCUCAAAAUGUUGUGCAUGUUGUAUUUUACAGAGAGAAGUAGUAGUUUUCCUACUUCUGGUCCCUCUUAAAAUCAUGAUCCUUCUCUUAAAAAUUAUUCUCAACACUUGAGAAUAAGUUGGGCAAAGGUCAAUAUCAGAGAUAUUAAUCAGUAUUUUAUCAAAUCAGAGAAUUAUUUAAGUAACGAAAGCUGAGGUGCUGAUCUGAAAUUAUUGUAUGUUUCUGUGCCUUUGAAAUGGGCAGCAUUAGGUAUUAAGUCAUGUUAAUCUUUCGUCGCUCUGUUUUCUUCCCCUCCCCAACACUUUCAAACAGUCCAGAAGCCAAAAACCACAUGGGCAACGGCUUUAGUGUCUGUUUCCGAGCCUUCAUACUCAUAGCAGGGAAUCGCCUCCAUAUUUGGAUGCAAGUCUAAGCUUAAGUAUUGUAUACUUGCAUAAAAAAGUGAUGUUUGGUUUAUGGUUAAUGCUCCAUUUUAAGUGUUCACUCUUAACAAGUACUUGGUGUUCAGCAAAGCUGUAAUACUACAAAAUUUUCAAUAUAACUUUACAACCACAACCCAGUGUUAAUGAACUAUUUAAAACAGCCAUCACCAACUUUUUUUUUAUUAAACUAGAAAAUACAGAACUAUAGAUAUUUAUAAAACACCAUAACCUGCAUACUUAUAAAAAGCUAAAUUGUUCAAUAUGUUUCACAUUGGAUGCCUAAAAUGAAGUGGGGUUGUUGUGCAAUGAUUUAAUGAUGAAACCUUUACAAAUGCUUCAUAACUAAUGUUUGUUACAAAUUAUAUAUUCCAAAUUAAGUUCUGUAUUUACACUUUUGCUAAAAUAUUACCAAUGGUCCUUCUUUUCUAUUUUCAUUUCAAUUAUAAAAUGUUAACGUUAAACAACAAAAGCUGUUUUUAUAGUUAGCAGCAUUGGGCUUUAUUGAACAUGGAGUACUAGUUUAUAGUAGGUGCUUGAAGUGUUGAUUUAUGUUUCUGUAAAUAAGUCUUAUUUGUAAUGUAGUUGGUGUGUUCCAACCAAAUAUUUUGAGAGUUCAUCACAUUUAAUGUCUGAGUCUUCCUUUUUUGUUCAGAAGAGUGCAACACUUUUUUUGCGUGCAAUAUAAAAGCUGUAUUACCUUAAGAUGCAGCUUAUAUGCAACACUUCUGUCAUAUAUAAGAAAGUCUUAUAUAUUGAUCUGUGCUUGCUUCUACUGUCACCAUUGUAUAUGGUAAAUGGGUUAAUAAUCUGCCUAAUUUACAUUAAAAAUACAUUUAGAAUUUUCCUGUUGAAGGAAUUUUUUUAGCACCCUCAUACUUUGAUAUGCCAUACCUUUAUGACUGACUGCAGAUGACCUAAUACAUGUUGGCCUCCAGUGUAAAUUUAUUGUUUGAACUGGGCACAAUAAGAAAAGUGAUCUUUAAAUCACAUGUCACUGUGGUUCUUGCUGUAUCCAGGGCUGGGUUAACAGCAGGUAUUCUCUUGCAUUUUUAGUGACCGUUAGUUAAUCAUAUUUCUGUUUUAAAAGUACAAUAUCUCCGCCAACCUAAACAACAAGGUCAUUGCUGGCUUCAUAGCGGGGAAAAAAGGUUCAUGUAAGCUUUUUGAAGAUGACCAGAAUUAUUAACAUGGAGAAAAAGUUAAUAAGAUUGACCCUGGCGUUCUUUCAAACUACCGCACCACCUUCAACCUCCCAUUCUUCUCCAAAGUCCUUGAAUGUGUUGUUGUCCCUUUCCCAGAACUCCAUGUUUGAAUCCCUCCAAUUACAUUUCCAUCCUUGCCACAACACUGAAACAACUCUUAACAAAGUCCCAAAUUACGUCCUUUAUGACUGUGAUAAAGGUAAACUAGCCUUCCUCAUUCUUCUCGAGCUGUCUACUGCUUGUGAAAUGGUUAACACAUCAAUCUCCUCCAACACUUCUCCACUGUCAUGCAGCCACAUGAGCCUGCAUUCAUCUUGUUCCUUUCUAUAUAAUCGUAGGCAUAGUAUCAAUAUGAUGGCCUCUUUCCCUACUCCAGCCCUAUUAUCUCUGGUGCCCCCUAAGGAUCUAUCCUUGACCUCCUAUUUCUCAUCUACAUACUGUCCCUCUGUGACGUCAUCCAAAAGCAUAGCAUUUAGCUUUCAUAUGUACGCUGACAACACCCAACUUUAACUCACCACCACCUCCCUCGACUCCUCCACUGUUGCUAAAUUAUCAGACUGUUUAUCUGACAUCCAUUACUGGAUGAGCAGAAAUUUCCUCCUGUUAAAUAUAGGGAGACUGAAGCCAUUGUCUUCAAUCCCUGCUUCAAACUCUGUUCCCUAGCUACUGACUCCAUCCCUCUCCCUGGCAACAGUCUGAGAUUUAAGCCAAACCAUGUGCAACCUUAGUGUUAUAUUUGUUAUAUCUGCACCACAAAGACUGCCUGUUUCAUCUUCGUAACAUCACCUAACUUCGCCCCUGCCCCAGCUCAUCUGCUGCUGAAAUCCUCAUUCAUGCCUUUGUUAUCUCUAGACUUAACUAUUUUAACACCUGGUUGACCUUCCAUAUUCUACACACCCAAACUUGAGGUCAUCCAAACCUGCUGCCCGUCCUCUAACUUGCACGAAGUCCCAUUCACUUAUCACCCCUUUGCUCGCUGACCUACACUGGGUCCUGAUCAAACAACACCUUAAUUUUAAAAUUCUCAUCCUUGUUUUUAAAUCCCUUGAUAGCCUCACACACCUCCCCCCCCAACCAUCUCUCUAAUCUCCUCCAGUCUCUCAAACCUCCAAAAUAUCAGCAUUCAUCUAAUUCUGGCCUCACAAGCACCCUCGGUCUUAAUUGUUCGACCACUGAUGGCUGGAUCUUCAGCUGCCUGUGCACUGAGCUCUGGUAUUCCCUCUCUGAUUCUCUACCUCUCCUUCAAGACACCUUUUAAAACCUACCUCUUUGACCAAGCUUUUGGCCAUCUCUCCUAAUAUUACCCUAUAUGGAUGGUGUGUAAUUUUGCUUUAAUAACAUUCCUGCGAAGCACCUGUGGACAUUUUAUUACAUUAAAGGGAUUAUAUCAAUAUAAGUUGUUAUACCAAGUCAGUAGUCAUAUUAUUGGUGUCAUGCUGCUCCAUACGUUUUUCAGUAAAAUCACUGUUUGGUUAAGGAAUUGCCAUUAUACUGCAUCUUUGACAGUUGCCCUUCAUUUUGAUUAAAUCUUUGCUUUGUAAUGAAGUGGAUUUUAUGUAUACAUUGUCAUAGCUAACAGAAAUUGCAAUGAUGAAAACCUCUUCAUUUUCAUGUUUUACUGCUUGUUUGCACAUAAAUCCCCAGGGAUAAAUUAGUUAUUAACAAGUCUUUCAGUCUAAAUUGAAACUAGCUUACAAGCGUCUAUGAUUUUUCAUAUUUUGUGACCCUUAAGAAUUUGUCUUGCUCUCAACUUCCUGCUGUAUGCGAAGGUGGGAUUUAUUGUGGGAUGUGCAAUUAUCAUUUGUCUCCUGAUAAUUAAAUUUGAUCUCGUCUUGUACCAUCUCCUGUAGAUUUUACACCAUUUUUCCUCCCCUAGAAAUUUCAGGGGUUUUUGUUCAAAGAAUUAUGAACAAACAAAACAUUUAACUGUAAAUUUUGUAUAGUAUGUGAUCAUUCGUGACAGCCUCCUUCAUAAAAAAAAACUAUAAACA